GGAACCACAAUCUGAGGCUCAUCUGGAGUGGUUACCACAUGGACGGCUCCUAAUAAGUAUGAUAAUACAAACAGAAAGGCGUAGAUUCGAAUGGUAUAAUUCGGGGAUACGAAAAAGCGUUAUUAGGUUUAAGAUGGCUACUGAUUCCAUACAAGUAGCGAUAAGGGUGAGGCCAUUGAUUCGGAGAGAGAAAGAAUCAUCACAGCAAAGCAGCUGGAGAGUGAAUGGCAACAGCAUCACUCAGAUCAGUAAUGGUAAACCUUUGUCAACUUCCUGCUUCACUUUCGAUCAAGUGUUUGAUCAAAUUGAUACCACAGAAGAUGUGUACGAAAAAUUUGCCAAACCUAUGAUCGAAUCAGCCAUGUUGGGGUUUAAUGCCACCAUAUUUGCAUAUGGGCAAACCUCCUCGGGGAAAACUUACACCAUGCUGGGUGACAAGAACAACCCUGGAAUCAUCCAGCUUGCCAUCACAAAUAUGUUUGACCACAUAAAUGAGGAUCCAGCCAGAGAGUACCUUCUUGUUGUGACAUACAUGGAGAUAUAUAACGAGGUUAUAACAGACUUGCUGAAUCCUACAAAUAAAAACCUCAAGAUCCAUGAAAACUCCAAGAAAGAGGUGUUUGUCAGUGGAGUCACUCAGUGCCCUGUCAAUGGAUCUGAGCAGCUGUAUCGUCUUAUGGUUGAAGGAGAAAAAAAUAGGCACUUUGGAGAGACAAACAUGAAUGAUAAGAGUAGCAGAUCACACACUAUAUUUGCUAUUCAUAUUGAGAGCCGUGAAAGAGUUGGACCAGAGGUAGAUCAAGACUCAGAUGAUGCUGAUGGAGCAGUUUUGGUAUCUCAGUUGAACUUGGUGGAUCUUGCAGGAUCUGAACGAGUCUCUCUUACGGGAGCAGAAGGACUGCGGCUAAAGGAAGGGGCUCACAUCAACAAGAGUCUUUUUACUCUGGGUUCUGUUAUUGCCAAGCUCAGUGAAGGAGAGAGCUUUGUUCCGUUCCGUGACUCGAAGCUGACAAGAAUACUCCAGAGUUCUUUGGGUGGUAAUGCCAAGACGGGCAUCCUGUGUACCGUCACACCUGCAUCUGUUGAAGAGUCUAUCAGUACUUUAAAGUUUGCAAGCAGAGCAAAAACAAUCAAGAACUGCCCUUCAGUAAAUGAGGUCCUUGAUGAUGGUGCAAUGCUAAAGAGAAUGAAAAAAGAAAUCCGAGAUCUCAGGCAACAAAUAUCAAAGUUACAAGAAAAUACUUGCUUGUCGGAGCUACAGAGCGAGAAGGAAAAGUUUCAAAAACAGCUGGAGGAUUCCAAGGCUCAACAUGAAAAGCAAAUACAAAAGCUGACAGCAUCUUUCUUGAAUUCAUCGCGGCUGACAGAAAAAGAAGGCAAUAAUACCAAGCGCACCAAGUUUGCCAAGAGGAGAGAAACUUGGUGUCCGGGUGCUGGCGCUACGUUGUCUAGCAAUCCACUAGAAUCAGCUGCAGCAUUAGCCCAGUCGGUGCUCUCUAACUUCGAGUCAGAAAGAUCUAUGUCCAGUAGUAGUGAGGAAAGCGAUGCUAACCAAUCAGAUUUCAUUAGUUCAAACAAUUUCGAAAAGUUAUUGGUGAAGGAAGAAAGAAAGAGGCGUAGUGGAGAAAAACUACGUAGGGUUAAAUUCUCUGAUAAUCCACCAAGUUCGUUCUCCCGCCAUCCUUCGAUUUCUGUGUCUGAAUUCGUAGAAAAAGAAAUCCAAACGGAGGACAAUGAUGGGGAUAAUCACUACAAGAAUGAAAUAGAAAAACUUCACAUCCAAUUGAUUCAAAUGAAAAGGGAGAAUGAGGAUAAUCUGGAAUUCAUCGAUCAAAGCAACAACAACUUGGAAAGAUUGAUGAGCGAGAAAUCAGAUUUGGAAAUGAAACUACGCUGUGUAUUUGAUGAACUUAGAAUCGCAAAUGAUGAAAAAGAAAGAUUACAGAAUGAUGACCAAAUAGCCAAGUAUAGGAAUGAAAUCGAAGAUCUGAAAAUCAAGAUACUGCAAUUAAACAAAGAAAAUAACGAUAACCUGGAAUUUAUCGACCAAAGUAACAAUAACUUGGAAUGUUUGUUGGAUGAGAAAUCUGAACUUGAGAGGAAACUUCAUUAUGCGAUCGAGGAACUUAAAUCCGCAAACGCCGAUAAAGCAGCACUUCAGGUAAAGGUCAACUCACUUGACAAGAAUGCAGAGGAGGAAAAAUUACAAGCAGAAAAUAAAGAACUUCGGGAACGAGUUUCUGAGCUGCAAAAUGAGUGCAAUCUAGUAAACAGCUGUGCAGAAGACUUACAAGGAGAAGUCAACGAAAUGAAGAAAGAAAAUCUUGCUUUAAAAUCACGCCUACAAGAAGAUGAAAAAGUUACAGAAAAGAGACUAUCCCUCGAAGCAAAGGUUGAAGAUUGUGAACAAAAACUAGAAGUCGCUUUGAAAGAGAUCUCACAGCUCAAAAUUAGCUUAGAAGAAGAAGUAAAACUCAAAGAAGAAUCCCUUAGCGAAAGUAAAAAUUUGAAAAUCUGCGAAUCCUCGUUGAAAGAAGAGCUGGAGAACGAGAGGAAUAUCUUGUAUAAAGAGAGAGAAGAGAUGGAGCAGUUAAUACUGGACCUCAAGGAAAGUAUGAUCGAUGUGGAGAGCGAGAGAGCCUGCCUGCAAGAGGAGUUCCAGUGUCUUCUCUUAGAAAAGGAUUCAGAAAUUACCUCCUUGUUAAAAGAGCUUGAACAAGUGAACCAAACUUUUAGUGAUUUCGAGGAAGAUAGCAGAGAAGAGUUUGCGUCAAUGACUAAAACGUUUAAGGAGCGGGUUUCCAACAGAGAUGUAACCAUUUCUAAGCUCGUUGAAGAUGUUGCCAAGCUUAAAGAAAGUAUGGUAGGAGCUGAGAGUGAAGCAAGUAGAAUGGCGGACUUGGAGCUUGAGAAGGAAGCUCUAUGUACAAAAUACGAAGAACUUGAGCGAACAAAAGACCAGCAAAUGGCAGAGCUGAGACGAGAUGUUGAGCUUAAAGAAGAAGAACUUGGCGCUGCGAAAGAAGAGUUGAAUAAAAUUGCAGAAGAAAUGGAAAGACAAAAGAAUGGAGCAAAUGAAGAAUUGAAGAAGGAGCUUGAGAAGUUGAACGAGGAAAAUCAAGCACUUCAGGAAUCCCUGGAGAAAGUCACCACUGAAAGAGAUGAAAUCAAGAUCGAGUUGUCUAAUGCAAUAACUGAUUCUGUGACCAUUCAGAAGGAUAUAUUUGAAGCUCACCAGAAGGUGACCAAUUAUAAACAACGCAUGGAACAAAUGAAUCAGGAAUACGAGAACUUGUGUAUAAAGGUAACCUCUUUGGAAGAAGAACUGCUCAACGCAAAGGAAGAGCUAAUAAUGGCUAAAGUAAACCCUGCCCAAGAGGACUCUAAUAUUGGUGAACAAUUAGAAACCAGUGAGGAAUAUAGAAAAAUCGUAGAGGAUAACGAAGAGUUAAAGAAGUUGAAUAUUGAGCUAAAGCAUGCUAAUGAGGAUUUGGAAAAGAAAAUAGAAUCUUUUGAAGAUAUUCCAGUGCUAAAGACUCAACUGGAAGCCAAACAGCAGGAACUUCAGGAUGUUACCCAUGAACUUGAAUCUGUGAGACAGUCAAAUAAAGAACUACAGAACUCCAUGGAAGAAAUGAAAGGCAAAGCUGUUGAAUUGGAAGAAUCUCGUCAAACUUUAGAAAAGAACUUUGCUGACAAACAAGAGUGUUACGAUAAGCUGUGUAAAGAGAUGAAUGAAUACAAGAUGUUGGUGGCUGGUGGACAGACACAGAGUAAUAAGUUUAAUAUUGAGUUGGAAGAACUAAAGAAGGAGCAUGAUGAAACUGUGCGUGAAUUGCACAAUGAACAAAAAGAACACGAGGCUUUGAGGACAAAAUAUGAACAGUUAAAGGAGCAAGUUGAAGAAAACAAAGUAUCUUUACUGCGCGAUAGUAACCGUGAUCUAACCCAACAAAAACAGAUCGACAAAAUGAGAUCUGAACGACGCGAAACCAUCUGCGUACAAGCACAACUAAGAAGUGAACUUGAGAAAGAGAGAGACGAAAAAGAGAAAAAGAUUUUGGAACUAGAAGCUCGAUGUCGUCAUCUAACAGCCGAGAAAGACUUGGCCGAGCACAAAACCGAGGUAUCCCACAAACAGUUAGAAGAUAUAAAACAGCAGAUGAGAGAUAUGGAGUUACUUUACUCUCAGCAUUCCAAGUCGGUGGUGCCAACUAGCGGCAAUGACAAAUCUGCACAUCGACUGAAACAAGUUGAAUUCAAUCUGGAUAUCACGAAGCAGAAGUUUGAGAAGGCAGAACUGAGGCUGAAGGAACUUGAACAAGAGAAUAGACAGCUGAAGGGAGCUGAUAUAAGGAACGGUGCCUUGAAGGAAGAACGAGACGUCAUCAAAGCGCAGCUCGUAACGAAAACCGAAACACUAAAAGAAACAAAUCGUAAAGUCAACGACUUGUCAAUCGAGGUCACACAGCUGAAAUCGCACAUCGAUAAGCUGACAAGUGAAACGAAAAAACAGAAGGCAGAUCUUGAAAAGAAAGUUGAAAAGAUUGAAGACUUAGAAAUCCAGCUGGUUCAGUUGCAGGAUUCGACCAACAGUACCCAAAAUUUCGACGAAGAAAGACAGAGUCUUAGGCAAGAGAUUGAAGGGCUGGCAAGCAGGCUUAAAAGCAAAUCCAUGAAAUGCGAAGAACUUAUGUAUGAAAAUAAGGAAUUACAGAACAAGAAUCCCAAGAAAGCUUCGUCGAAAUGCAAAGGCUGCAGGACCCAAUUCCAAGAUGUGGCCCAAAAACUUGAGAAAGUCCAAAGCGAAUUUGAUGCAUUGAAGGUCCAGCAUGAAGAAUUAUCCUUUAAGUAUGAUGAACAACUAAUGAAUGCAAACGAAAAAGAGGUAGAAGCUGAAGAAGCUGUUAACUUGAAGGAGGAAAUUGCGAGAUUGAAGGCCGAAAUUCUUAACUUCAAGAACCACAAGAAGACAGAUGGUGAUGUGCAAACAGACAGGGAAAACCUAUGUCUGACUGAUGAAAGCAGAAGUCACUUGGAAAACCAGGAUGAGAUGAUCAACAGUCUUAAUAUAACGAUUCAGACCAAAGAUGAAGAGCUAGAGCACAUUACAUUCCUGAUGGAUGAGCGUGAACUGGAGAUCAACGAGGUACGUCACAGCUUACAGGAAUACGAGGAAAACUUGAAGCAAAUGAGGGAAACGAUCAGAGAAAAGACCGAACUAUCUGAUGGACUCCAGUGUGAGGUUGAGAUAUUCAAGAUGGAAUUAGACGAGGCUAAUCAGGGGCACAAUGAGGCUAAGAAAUGUAUUGAAGAGUUAAGAAAUAUUAUCAAGGAACAGGAAACUGAACUGAUCAGACUAAAUGAAAAAAUACAUGCAAUGAAGGUCUCACAAGGUGCGGGGCAGACAGACAAUGACUUGAUGUGCACUGUGGAUCGUUUAAAAAAAGAACUCGAAGAAGUCAAGUCCUGUAAGAAUGAGACGGAACAAAUAAAUUUGGAGCUUGAGAACAGAUUGAAGGAAGAUGUUCUUGGAAAACGAGGGGAAGAGGUUCAUCUCGAGCACGCAGAACUCAAGUCAAAACUUGAAAGCGCACAGCGGCAGAUUGAAGAACAGAAUUGCAAGCUAGAUGAAGCGUCGGCAAGUGUCGAGGAGUUGAGAAAAGUCAUAAGUUCUGCCGAAGAUGCUAAAGAGAAAUACGAGGAGCUGCAAAUUCAAAAUGAGGAUCUCCAGACCCAACUCGAAGCAGCACGGCAGAAGUUUGAAGAACAGAAUUGCAAGCUAGAUGAAGCGUUGGCAAGUGUCGAGGAGUUGAGAGAAGUCAUAAGUUCUGCCGAAGAUGCUAAAAAGAAACACGAGGAGCUGCAAAUUCAAAAUGAGGAUCUCCAGACCCAACUCGAAGCAGCACGGCAGCAGUUUGAAGAACAGAAUUGCAAGCUAGAAGAAGCAUCUGCAAGUAUCGAGCGGUUAAGAAGGGUGAUAAGCGAGCAAGAAGAAGAGCUCUUCAACGCAAAUGAAGAAGACAGUGAGAGUAGCGCUCUUCUAAAAGAAGAAUUAGAAUUGACAAAACAAGAAGCUGAAGAAUCCAAGAAAAGUCUGGAACAAGAAAUACGGCUUAAUACUCAACUGAAGGUGUUUUUGAAAGAAAAGGAAAACGAAGUUGAAGAAUUACGGACCAAAAGCAACGAUGGGAAUUUUAUUGAGCUUCAAAACAAGUAUGACCAAGUGAAAGCAGAGCUAGACGAAUCCAAUAAGGCUUUAAUGUUUAGCGAAAAUGAACUUGAAAUGCUUAGAAACAGCUACGACAACUUGAAAGAAGAGUGUCAAGAAGCCAAGAAGAUGGUGGCAGAUUUUGAAACUAGAAAUGCUGAGCUUCAAAACCUCACAACAGAAAAUGGCGAAGCAUUGCUCAAAGUACAGUGCGAGUUAGAAGACGCAUUGAGAAAAGUUUCGUUGUCUGAAGAAAAGGUGGAAGAGUACAAGGCAAAGCCAAGUCUGAUUCAGAAACGUGAUGGUUCAAUGUUUACUGAAGGUGAAAGCCAUGGACAAUUAGAGGUCCAUCUCUUGGCAAAACAAGCCGAGUUGGAAGAUCUACAGGGACAGUUGAUGCCACUACAACGAGAAAAUGCUAAGCAGGAGGAAUCGCUACAACAACAGCGUAAGCAGCUGACAGAAAUGCAAAACUCACUCAAAGCAAAACAAAUGGAAUGCGCAGAUUUGAGAGAAAAAAUAAAAUCUGGGUUUGAUGUCAGCCAAGAGAAAGUUAACUCACUGAAGAGUGAAAUAGCAGAGAUGAAUACUGUUUUGUCGAGCGAGCGCCUUCUUAACGAAGAUCUUCGAGAAGAGCUGGAGUCGUCUAAGAGGCAUACGGCAGCUGUUGAGGAUGCUCUACAGAAGACUCGAAAGCAGAAGAUGGAGCUGGAGUACCAAAUCCAUCAAAAUAGUGGAACGAAUGAGGGACAGCUUUCAAAGUCACUUGCUGAUGCAGAGGCUGAAAAUACUGCAUUGAGAAACACGUUGAAGCACUUGCAAGACCAACUUGAAGAACAGCAAACAAGUCCGGAGACAACAAGCAUGGCUGAAUUAGAAAACGAGACGUUGAGAAGUAUCAUCAAAGAAAAGCAAGCUGCACUAGACGAAUACUCUCAGAAGAUACAGGCCUUGGAAAACCUUGAAAAUAAAACAGAAACCGAGGGUGUGUCUUAUGAGAAAUAUAAUAAAGAAACAAAUCGACUGAAGAAGAUUAUCGAUGAAGUUCAAGAUGAAUUAGAUGAAGCUUUGCUCAAGAUAAGUACGUUGGAGGGAAAAGAAAAAGAGGGUGUCUCAUGGGAAGUACACGACAAAGAAACAAACCGAUUGAAGAAGAUCAUCGAUGAAGUCCAAGAUGAACUCGAUGACGCUCUAAUGAAGAUACAUAGCUUGGAACAGAAUGAAAAAGAUCASAAUAAAGACGAAAGGAUCACCCAUCUUCAAUGCAUCAUUGAGCAACAGAAAGUUGAACUAAAGCAACAAGUCCUAAAGAUUCAGAAACUAGAAGAAGGAACGGAGAAGGAAGAUAGCGAGACUGUCUCUUACGAGGAAUACGACAAGGAGACAAAUCGACUGAAGAAAAUUAUUGAUGAAGUCCAAGAUGAGUUAGACGAUGCAUUGCUAAAGAUCAACUCAUUUGAGACCAAGGAUAAGGAAAAUGAGGUUGCAAGGACCAAGUUUUGUGAAGCAUUGAAUGAGAUUCAACGGUUAAAGACGAUUAUUAGAUCUAUGAAAGAAAACAAGACAAACACGCAGCAAGAGGAAAAUCUUGAAUCUCUUCGCAUUGAGCUUGCCGGCAAAAACAUGAAGAUACAGGAACUUCAAUACAAAGGGUUAAAAAUAGUAGAAGAAAAUGAACGGUUAAGAAAAGAAGUGGAAUAUGGCUACGCUAAACUUGCCAAAAUGAAACAUGAAGUGAGGAAACUCCGAGAAGAAUCGACACAGGAGAACACUGUACAACUAAAACCGCAAUCGUCUACAGAAAAGAGUGAUGUUGGUGUCGUCUCCAGUGUGGUUGUCUAUUCCCUCAAAGCCAAGGUUGGGCAGCUUGAAUGCGAGAAUGAAAAACUGAAGAAAGAAAAGGAGCAACUGGAGAAGGACAAGGUUACAUUGUCGCUGUUAAAAACUGAUGCAGGAAACCAAGUAUCACGUCUGACAUCUGAAAUCCGACAUCUACGAAAACAAGUUAAAGAACUCGGCCGUGCCUCUCAACAUGUACUCGUUCCCAGUAAUACCCAGGAUGAUAGUUCAUUCUGCCAUACGCACUCUCGCUCAGAACCAAACAGCGACAAAGGAAGCAGCAAGACCGUAAGAGAAACAGAAAAUAGACCAACGCAAUCAAACUGGCUGUCACCAUCUAAAGCUAAUGAGAUGUUCCAAGACCAACCCAAUCAGUGUCAACACCAAUAAUGAUAGGGCACGCCAGGAUGUGGCCAGUCUUCAGCCAUGCGCACUGUGUAACCUCCCUUGGUCGUUGGCUGCCAUCGGAAUUAUCCCAUUCACAGUUCCCUGCGCCAUCUUGAAAGGUAACCGUGCCUGUUCAUCGAAGCAAGGACGGCCGUUCUUGCUUCGAUGCACAGCCCACGGUUACCUUCCAAGAUGUUGCAGGGAACUCUGAAGGAGACUUUUGGAUGAAGGGUAAAAAAGGACCUAAUUUUUUUCCUGAUGGUUGGAAAAGACAUAAAAUGGAAUCUAAGUGGUUGGCGCAGGAAAAAAUGGAGAUACUUGAGGGGGAGGGUGGGGGACGGUGUUGAUCCAAUGCACCUGCCAUGUUUCGGUUCUGCUGGGAAAUUUUCGUCCUGGUCAUAGUUGUGUUCAUGUACAUAUGGGGUGCUAUAGGUUUGUACAUAUAAUGAUAUUACAUAAUUAAAUAUUACGGCUUUUUUUUCACAUUCACUUGAA
This is a messenger RNA of Actinia tenebrosa (Australian red waratah sea anemone), 8932 nucleotides long. RefSeq lists its product as uncharacterized. Gene Ontology annotation, molecular function: microtubule motor activity; microtubule binding; ATP binding. The record is from RefSeq and is a predicted model, not a curated record. Gene Ontology annotation, cellular component: microtubule. NCBI's taxonomy places the organism in Eukaryota, Metazoa, Cnidaria, Anthozoa, Actiniaria, Actiniidae. Gene Ontology annotation, biological process: microtubule-based movement; mitotic cell cycle.